This is a messenger RNA of Monosiga brevicollis MX1, 8463 nucleotides long. RefSeq lists its product as uncharacterized. The coding region runs from base 1 to 8463 and encodes 2820 amino acids. Gene Ontology annotation, cellular component: nucleolus; small-subunit processome; 90S preribosome. The record is from RefSeq and is a predicted model, not a curated record. NCBI's taxonomy places the organism in Eukaryota, Choanoflagellata, Craspedida, Salpingoecidae. The transcript has 14 exons.
AUGGCGGCCAAGUUCCAGGUCCUCAAUGAGGAGGGCAAGAACCGUCAUCGCUUCCUCUCCUUCGCUGACCAGCUCAAGCGCAUUCAAAACGAGGCCAUCCGCCCCUUACAUCAGGUCUUUGAGGAAGUUACAGAGGAUACAACCACCUUUUUCGAUGAAGCCCUGGACAAAUGGCGCGAACUCAAUCUCACCUCCCACUUUGAGAGCUUCACCCGGGAUGUGCGUGGCCUCAGCGGCAGCCUCCCGCUGCUCGUGCACCACCAAGGCAAGCUUAUCGAUGCUCUCUUGCAUCACCUGACCGUGCCCAAAAGCCGUGCCCUGGACGCGCUGCUGGAUUUGACCGUUCAACUCGCCCGUGACCUACGCGAUGAGUUUUAUCAACAUUUUGACCGCGUCUUCGAGACGAUGCUCCAACUCCUCAACCCAAGCUCCCGCGAGGAUUUGGAAAGCAACUUGGUCAAGCACGCCUUUACCACCCUGAGCUUUCUCUUCAAGUUUCUUCGAGCGUACAUUGUCAAGGACCUCGACUACUUUUUCCAGACCUACUACCAUCGGCUGCUCGGCGCUGACAGUCGUCCCUUUCUUCGCCAGUUUGCUGCCGAGUCCUAUGCCUUUCUGCUCCGCAAGGUCGGCCCUGAGCGUUUCCCAGAUCAUCUCAAGGUCGUGUUUCAGCAUGUGUACCUCCAAGACGAUGCUCAACUGGCUGAGGGUGUUGGUCUCACACUCUUUGAGCUGCUGGGGACCUACACGACUUCCGCCCAUGGCAACGAGCCGCUGCAGGCCCACGUCGUCACCGCCUUGCGUGCCUGUUUCCAGGGUAUACUCAAACACGUCUCCGCUGAUGUCUGGCGCAACCUUUCGCAAUUGGUGCUGGGCCGAGCGGCCACCUUGCGCCAACAAUUGGCCAACAAGCCCACCUCACGCCAAUUGGCCUUUCACCUCUUUCGGCUGUGUGACGUGCUGCGCACGUGUGUACAUGCCAAUGCUCGCUCAACCGUGGUCACAGUCACGGCACUAGCGCGCCUGGUCAUGGACCUGCUCGAAACACGCACCUCCACUCUCCAGCUUCGUGCCGCGCUGCACCUGCUUCAAGGCCUCACGCUCUGCCACCCCCGUGAAAUGGCCGAGCUCGAACUGUGGCAGCAGACAGCACCGGUCCUGUUGCAACACGACCGUCCCAUGCUCGAAGCCGAGUUUAUUCUGGACUGGGUCGAGGGUCUCUGGCACAGUCGCGCCGCGCUGGCUCUGGUAAAGCAGCCCGUGGCUGACUUUUGUGGUGGCCUCAUUGCAGCCAACGCCCGACAACCCAUCACCUUUUUGACCCUCUUGGGGCACAUUUGCGAGGGCCAUGAUCUUUCCCUUGACCUUCGCCUUGCCCCCAAGGCCGAAGAAGCCUGCUUCACACUGUUGCUUCGUGCCGCUGCUGCCCUACAACAACAGCCCGACCUCAUUCACGAGCGCGAUGCGCAAAUUGGGGAUCUUUGGAUCUGCCUUCGCGUCCUGGCACAAGCCCAUGAUCAUAACGACGAUGCCAAAGCCCCGCUCUCUGAGAAUCGCCGAGCCCAGCUGGAUACGGUCUGCAAGAUUUUGGCUCGUCAUUUAGGUGCCCCGUCGACGCAAGCCUCUCGUCAAGCCAGUGGAUCUGGCGUCGUAGAUCUUUUGGAUGGCCCGGCCAUGCAAGUUGAAGGUUACGCCUGUCUUGCCGCAGCGCUUCUCCUGUGGUGGCGUGGUGGCGCGCGUGAGGCUCCGGACGAGGCUCUCGUGGACUGGUUGCUUCAACUGUUGGGCCGACAUGGCGCGUCUGAAGCCCUUCUCCAGGCUGCUGAGAUCAUCUUGGGUGACAUCCAAGCCACCCACCCGGGAUUGCUGUCGACCGAGCGCCUGUUUCGUCUGCUGGGUCGAACGCAAAAGUUCUUGUCACACUCGCUUGGCAAACAACGAUUGCUGCUGCUCCGCAUCUUUGGUCACUUUGAACAGCCUCAGUGGCCCAACAAGGAGACGAAAGAACCUUGCUUGAUUCUUGAGCGUUGCCUCGAGGUCGAAAGCAUUCCAGCUGAUGUCAAGCGUCAUCGUGAGCGCCGCGUGGUCUUGGGCCGUCUGGCUGAGCAAGCGCGCGAGCUUCCUGAGCCCGUCCACCUUGCCGUGUUGCACUACCUUUUCGGCCAAUAUCGAGUGAAUUUCAGCCUGCUUUGGGCUGAUGCCAAGGCUGCUCUGCAGGUUCAGGCCGGACUCGCGCCCGAGCUUUUCUGGCGUGUGGCCCGUGACCAGCAGCAAGCCGUCGCUGUUUUGACGCGCACCGUCACAACACAAAGUCUAUCCCUACUCAAGCGCGGUGUCGAUGUUUAUGGCCAGGCCAACGGCGUUAAUACCAAGGCUUUUGCUUCACACUUGGAGCACAGUGUGGCGCUGGAAGGCCUUGCUCUAGCCCUUCUGGGCCGACAGUGGCUGCAUGCCUUGGCCCCGGCCCUGCACAACAACUUGGCGCACUUGCGCACGGGCCAUGUGCCGGAGGAUGCGCCAACUCCGGGGAGCUCUCCCGCCUCGUUUCGCCAACUGCCAAUGACUGUCUUGCAGACCCUUGAGCAGCUGGCUCACACGGAGGAUCGUGUCGACUUGACCAAGUUGCAGCAGCUUGUCUUGGAGACCUUGGCCUCGGCGCCGCAGCUGGUGCAGCAGCACGCCGAACCUCUCGCCAGUGACUUUGUCCAACUUUUUACCUCUGAGUAUGACGCUGUGUUUGCCGGCGAGCAGCGCUUUCAGGAUAUCAGCGACCAAAAUGAUGCGCUUGCAGGCAUUAUUCAAGCCGUGCAGCCCGCUUCGGAUGAAGAUGAGGACGAACUCGACACAGCUCAGGCAGAUGAGAAGGAGGAUGAUUUGCUGGAGGACCUGGACACCAUGGCCCUACGCUCACGGUCUAGCAAGGCCCCACCAGCGCAAACAGCCACGGACGCUGCGUCCAAUUCUCCGACAGUACCCGACGGCGAUGCCGAGGCUGAGCAGGAGGGAGACGCUUCUGAAGAGCCAACGGCCGAUGCUCCGCCUAGGCGUAAGGAGGCUCUGCACGGCAAGCCUGUCGAGGCAGUCGUGCGCCAAUGCGUGUUCCGCUGCAUGUCGGUGCGCAAGAAAGUCGUUCUUGCGAGCAUUACUCAAUUCCUGCAGUUGUUUGCGGUCCUCAAGCGUGGUGACGCCCUCCCCAUGAGCGCCGAGCUGCAAGAUGCUUUCUUGCAGGUUCUGCAGCGGCCAGAGGAGGAUAUGCAGGAGCAUGCGCUCACGGCCUUGUACAUUUUCAAGUCCUUCCGCGUUAACGUCAAGCCUUACCACCAACAGUUGACGCUGGUCAUUCGCUCACACCGUGCCAAGCUGCGGGAGAUCCUUCAAAAGUUCAACAUUGAGAGCCAGGACGGCGUUCUCAAGGCUGAGCACCGCGAUGCCUGCAUUGCCACUCUGCAUCGUAUCUUGCUCGCCAAAAUGUUUGCCCGCCGCGGCCGCAGCAAGCAGUACAACCCACGCGAUCAACGCCGCCUUGUGCUGCGCUACUUGCAAGGCUCGACCCAGGAGGAGCUACUUGACUUUGUGCGCCUCGUGACCCGACCUAUCGAAGACAACGUUGACAACGUACUCUCCGCAGAGGCUGCAACAACGCAAAACAGUGCCGUUGACGUCACCCGUGCCCCUCCUUUGAAGCGACAGCUCGGCUUUAUGGCUUUUGUUACGGAUCUGGUUCAAGUGCUAGGAGCCCACCUCGCGCCCUUCCUACCGCAUGUCAUGCAAAUGCUCCUCGGCAUUCUUCAAACCACCGAUUCCCUCCUGGCCCAGCGCGACUUGAUUGCCCGGCGUCAUGUGGCCGUUCUAAAGAGUGUGCGCCGCGAAGGUCUUCGCCGUAUCGUUCUCAUCUACCAGACUUUUCAGCGCCGGCUUCUUGUGGACUACGAUCGCGAUAUUGAUCGCAUCCUCGUGUCGCCACACCUCGAUUCUUUUGUGGCGGAGCAGUUGCAGCGACCAAGCCCGUUGAUGGAGCUUUUCACGCUUUGGAGCGAGCUGCCCACGCUUGUGGACCUCUUUACCGCCUAUAAUCAGGCAGUGUUGCCGACCAUGUGGGCUGUCUUGAGUCACCCCCACGCCAAACCAUCGGCUGUUGCCGCUGUCCUUACCGUCAUUGACAACCUCUUGCCCACACACGACGAUCUCAAGCGCGCCAAGCGCUUCGAAAGGCGUACUGCAGAUGCACAGAACGGUGUUACCAAGUCUGAUGCGAACGAUGCGGACAGCGAUGGCGAAGCAGCCGACGUUGUGGAGCAAUAUCGCGCUGGCGUCAAAGUUGAGGAGGAAGAGUUUAUGCGUGAACUUGCUGCAAAGCGGGCCGUCAUGACCGAUCAUGUCAGCUCUUUGUUAGCCCACAUGGCAGCCUACAUCUUCAACAAGUAUGCGGACUCGGCACCUGCUGACACCAUGGACGAGACGGGUGACUCGGCGCUACCGUCAACGGACCCUACCACCGCGGCGGUCGCGAGCAAUACGGCCUUGGCCGGGGUUGAGGAAGACGAGGAUGACAACGAGGAUGCAGCAGAGGCAAACACAGACGCAAGCGUGCCUUCCGCUUCGAAUACCGCAGUUGGGAAGACGCGACUCAAACGAUUUGCACCGCUGGACUUGUCCAUCCUCUCCCGCUUGGCCCCCUUUGCGACUGAUGCCGACCAAGCCGUGGCUUUGACGCGGCUGCUCAUGUCUCAGCUCUUGCUGCCGGACCGCCUUUUGCGCGUGCCCAGCAAGGUGCAUAUUUUGCGCUUUGCGUUGCACGCAUUCGACCUCUUUGGCCAUGCCCAUGGACACCUGGCUGCUCUGGCACAGGUCCUGGAGCGCAGUGACAGCGCUCAGCUCAGAUCUCUGGCUGCUGAGUGCAUCGUGGCCGGCGCCAAAUUUGAAGACAUGGUCGACGUUGCCCCGGUCGCAGCCGAUGUGCUCGCGCUCCAGGCACUCGAUGGCACAGCGGCGGGCGAAGUUCCAGACUACGAAGCCCGCGUUAGUGCUUUCGAGCGCUUGCGAGCUCGUCUCGAGACCAAAGACGUCACCCUCUCUGCUCCCGCCCUCCAGUUACUGGUGCAAGGCACUUCCCACAUGCUCUGCAGUGAUGACUUUACGCUGCGCAGCAUUGCGGCCACGCUCUUCGAGCUGUUGAGUGCCACAGCUGAGCGCAACCCCGAAUUUUACCCGGUCCUCAUCGAGGGGCCAUGUCUGCGCGUCUUGAAGCGUGGUGUGCGCGCCGAUUCCGAUGCUGCCCGCCAGCAAGCGCUGCAGUUGUUGGCCCGCCUCUCUUCCAUGUUUGCAACCACGCCGCGCUUUGCCGUAUUGCAGCCGCUGCGUCACCAUGACGAGGAACAAGAUUUUUUUGCCAACAUGGUGCACAUUCAGCGCAUUCGUCGCAUCAAGGCCCUCACGACUCUGCAGGCCUACCUUCAGGAGCACCAGUCAUCACUCGCCGAUGACGACGUAGCCACCGAGGACACCGAGGCUGAUGCCUUUUUGCAAGACAUGCUCACGGGCUUUUUUGUGCCUGCCUGCGCGCACUACGUGUUCGAGGCCACCAAGGUUCAAGAGUCCAACUUGGUAUUGGCGGCCACGGACACCAUUGGCGCGAUGGCUCGUGUCUUACCUUGGUCCGCUUAUGCGCAGCUGCUCCGCAGUUACAUUGACCAAGCCUCGCGCAAGCCGGACCUUAUCAAGACACUGCUUCGUGUGGCUGUUGCAGUACUUGAUGCCUUUCACUUUGAUGUCAGCGAUGCCAUGGUAGAGGUGGAAGCGCCUGCCAAAAGCAACGUUGCGGCUUCUGGUACGGGUGCCACCAAAGCGACGGCGGAAGCGCAUGAGGCAGAUCAGGACGAUGAUGAUGAGAUUUACACUAGUCGCCAGAUGCGUUCGAAUCGUACCCGCACGGGUGGCCUGACUAGCCGCAACCCUGUCCUGCAGGGCCUGCUGCGCGUGUUCAUUCCCAAGCUGAACCGGUUGCUGGCCUACAAGGACGAGGAGGGCCAUGACUUGGUUCGCAGUCCUGUCGCGCGUGCUCUGGUGCGCCUUUUCCUCAACUUGCCCGAUCAAGUGCUGAGGGCUCAGCUCCCCCACGUUCUAUUGAAAUUGGUAGCGAUGCUGCGCCAUCGCCACAACAGCCUGCGUGACGAGGCUCGUCGCGUCUUUGUAGACGUAUCGGUCAUGCUGGGGCCUGCGUAUCUGCAAGCUCUUGUCAAGGAGCUCAAAGAUGGUCUGACUCGAGGCUACCAACGACAUGUCCUCUCUUACACGCUUCACCAGGUGCUGCAUGCACUCCAGCCCAGUUUUGCGCCCGGCGACGUCGAUGCAUGCUUGGAUCCAGUCAUGGAAGUGGUGAUGGACGACAUCCUGGGUUUGGCCGGCGAGGAGAAAGAUUCGGAUGAAAUUCCGAACCGAAUCAAGGAGGCCAAAAAAUCCAACUGCUACGAAACAGCUGCGGUCAUGGCCACGUUCAUCUCACCUGGUAUGACCAUCAUGCUCCUUGCGCCCAUUGAGAACGCCAUGGCAGUCACCGAGAGUAGCCGCAUCGUCAACAAGCUACGCGAGCUCCUGCGCACCAUGGGUCGGGGGCUGGAAAACAACGCUGCCUUUACGGUUGAGACCUCGCUUAAGCUGGCCCAUUACCUUGUUCGCCGCUACUUGCCUUUAAGCAAACAAGGCGCGGUCAAGGUCAAGGACAAGCAAUUGCGCCCGGAGUCCAUCUUCAUUGUCCCACCGAGGCCCAGCGGCCCUCAAGGCCCGCAGGUGUACUUUAACACGAAUGCCCACUUGAUGGUAGCGCUUGGCCUUCAAAUGCUUCUGGCCGCCUUCCGCCACAACCAGCUGGACGCCACCAAUGAGGAGCAGCUGGGCAUGCUCGACCCAUUCACCCCUCUGCUCGUGGACUGUCUGUUUUCCAUGCAUACGCGCAUUCUCAGCUUGACGUGUCGCAUCUGGAGCCAUUUCAUUGUUCUGCAUGGUGCAUUGCCGUCUAUGACCAAGGUGGUACCCAAGCUGACGUCGCGCAUGAUCAAGCUCAUGCAUCGCACGGGCGAGAGUAACGCUUCAACCGAACUGGUCCAAAGCUGUGCCAAAGCUCUGGGUGUUGUUUUGCGCGAUGUCAACUCGGCCAAGCUCUCGGACAACCAAUUAGAGGUGCUCUUGUCCUUUAUUCGCGAGGAUCUGGAGACGGUCGAGCGUCAGACGACGGCCUUUGGCUUGCUGCGCACCAUCGUGACGCGUAAGCUGAUGCACCCAGAGGUGUACACGGUGAUGGACCGCGUUGGCUCCGUCUUGGUACAAUCGCAAUCCACCGCCUCGCGAAAUUUGGCCUGUCAAGCAUUUGUCGCCUUUUUGCUCAACUAUCCGCUGGCAAAGAAGCGCCUGGUGCACCAUCUGCGCUUCCUCGCCUCCAACCUCAAUUACGAGUUUGACACGGGCCGUUUGAGCGUGGUGACUACGCUGCACGAAGUCGUCCGACGCCUUCCUGAUAACAUGGUUCACGAAUAUCAGGAAACCUUCUUGCUGCCGCUGGUGCAGCUAAUUGCCUCUUCAGACGUGGCGCACACGCGCCAGGUGGCUCAGCUGGCGCUGCGCGCUUUGCUGGAUCGGCUACCUCACGCCGAACAAGACAAGAUCUGCGAGAUGGCCAAUUUGUGGCUUCAGAGCGAGAAGCCCGCACUUCAGGUGGCUGGCUGGCAAGUGACAUCGCUGCUUAUUGACGUUUAUGACACGCGCUUUCGCACCUUUGCCCCCCGGGUCAUCGAGCAUGCGAUGGCCGUCUUUGCCAAUGCUGUGGAUGAGGAUACUGACGAGGAGACAGAUGACAUGCAGGGCCAGGACACUUGGCAGCUUCUCUAUCUGAGCCUGACAGUCCUUCACAAGCUAGCAGGUUCUUUAGAAAGUGUCAAGCAGACGCUUCUGUCCAACGCUGAGCUGGGCCGACACCUCAAAAGUCUUUUGGGCUACAGUCAUGCUUGGGUGCGGCUUGCCAGCGCCCAAUGCAUUGGCGGUCUCUUGGCCAACCUUGCGCCAGGCGCGGUCGCGGCGUCAGUGCUUGGGGAUGCUUCCAGCACUAACAACAAGAAAGCGGUAUCUGCAUUGGGUCUCACCACGAUGAUGGAAGUGUAUGACCUCACCUACGAAGUGCGCCAGAUGGUGCGCCAAUUGAUCGACCUCUGUCAACACGUUUGCGGUUAUGACAUGACCACCAUGCUGGAUGAGGCGCGCCAAACGGUGGCCGCCAAGAGGCAGAAGCGCAAAAACCGCGAGAACCAAAUGCAGAUUGUCAAUCCACAGGCGGCUGCGGCGCGCAAGGUAAAACGAAACCUGGCCAAGCGGGCAACCCGCCGCCGUCAAGUCGAGCGAUUUAAACAAAAGUCUUUUGGUGGCAAGUCCGUGGACGGCAUUGUCCAGGCCAAGCGUGCCAAGAAGCAUUCAUGA